CCUACGCCUUCAACUUCAAUUUAUCGAUGAAACUAGUUGUUUUUCAGAAGGUUAAGCCACUAGUGAACAAUCAAUAGAGCCAGACAACCCCUUCGUUACCUAAUUAUUUUAAUACCCUAAAUAUACAAGAAAAAAUGACUGCAAUAGAGUCGCCUGAUUUCAUCGCAAUCAACAACACGUCAUCUCCUAAUGAUGAUUUUGUAACAACCAAAAGUGUAAGAAUAGCAGAAAUGGCCAGAUUAUCAACGCCUAAACCCAUAAUGCACCUAGGAUCAACCACAGAGUUCCAAAGACAAGGAACUGGAAUUCCCAAAACUCCCUACAAGCCUGGAACGGGAUACAAAGCUGGAACUGGGUUCAAACCCACCACUAAUUUUAAACAAAGUUUUGAAAAACCAGGAACUGGAUAUAAACCUGGAACGGGUUUUAGACCAGGGACUGGUGCUGAUGUGGUGAAUAGACCCAUGACGGCGGUGCGAGGGGCUGGCUAUACUUCCCAUGGUAAACCUUUCGACCCUUUGAAUCAAGCUGCGUCGGCCCCAACGCCGCCUCUAGAGUUACAAAAGGAUGACUCUCCUGAACAGAAAAUUCGACAACAGAAAGUUAAAAUUAUGCAAGUGGUGGAAGAGGCCUGUAUCGCAGAAUGCGAAGGUGACUACCGGAAAUCCCUCUCUAAGGCUAAAGAGGCUUCAAAUAAGGAAAGAGUUUUGAUCAAAAUGCAGGAACAGUCAGAUUUGAGUGACUUGUACGAUAUUGACUUAACUUUUGUCGUCUUGUUCACACUUGGUAAUCAAUACGCAGCCAAUGAACUAUAUACAGAAGCACUCAGCACAUAUCAAAUGAUCAUAAAAAAUCGAAUGUUCUCAAAUGCACACCGUUUGAAAAUCAAUAUGGGCAAUAUUUAUUUCAAGCAAGGCCAAUUCCAGAAGGCUGUCAAAAUGUAUCGGAUGGCUUUAGACCAAGUGUCUUCAAGUCAAAAGAAUCUGAGAAUCAAAAUAAUGCACAAUAUUGCAUUAGUUUUUAUAAAAAUGGGUCAAUGGGAAGAAGCAAUUUCAAGUCUGGAAUAUAUAAUGGGUGAACAAGCUUGUCAUCGUGCAGGCUUACACCUGAUUAUUUGUUGCAGAGCUUUGGAAGAUAGAGAUAGGAUGAAAAGUGCGUUUUCAAUGUUGCUUAAUGUUCCUUUGGAAGUGGAAGAUGAUGAAAAAUACAACCUUGAACAGGAUAAUCCAGAAGAUGUACUAAUUGCAAUGACUAUUCAAAACGACGAUUUACAUAAAUACGAAAUAAAAAAAUGCAAAGAUGCUGAAUAUUGCAUUUUGACAGCAGCUAAACUUAUUGCACCUUUAAUUGAAGACACAUUUAGUUUAGGCUAUGACUGGUGCGUAAUGUCGAUCAAAAAUUCAGAAUACGCCCGCCUUGCCUCAAGUCUGGAAAUAAAUAAAGCUGUGAUGUUUCUAAAACAAAACCAACUGAAUGAAGCAAUUGAUACAUUGAAAGCCUUUGAGAAAGACUCAGUUAUUGCAAUCAAUGCUGCAGUUAAUUUGAGUUUUAUUUAUUAUUUGCAAGGAGACAUUGAAAAUGCAACAAAAUACGCUCAAGUUGUUGAAACAAAUCCUACAAAAAGUGCAGACGGUUAUGUAAAUCUGGGAGCAUGUUUAAUGGCAAAAGGGCAGCCGGAAGAUGCCAUUAACGCAUUCAAAAAUGCUUUGGAAUUAGAUCCGACCCAUUUUGAAGCGAUUUACAACCUCGGUUUGGUACUGAAACGACAAUGUCACUACGCGGAAGCCCUUCAGUGUUUUCAGAGAUUUUCCGGCUCACUUGCCCUUCUCCCAAAUGUAGUUUACCAAGUUGCUAAUUUACUCGAAUUGAAGGGUGAUAGUGAAGCCGCUGCUGACAUGUACCAACAAUUACUGGGUCUUGUACCCACCGAUGCUGGUGCGUUGCAAAAAAUGGGCGAGUUGUACGACCACGAUGGAGAUAAACAACAGGCCCAUCACUACCACAUUGAAUCUUUCCGGUACUACCCGGCAAAUUUGUCGGUAAUCAAUUGGUUAGGUUCAUACUACAUUGAAAUGCAAGUAGUGGAAAGAGCCCUCGUGUACUUCGAAAAAGCCGCCCUAAUGCAACCCAACGAACCCAAAUGGAACAUGAUGGUAGCCGGUUGCCAUCGAAGAAGUGGUAACAUGCACCGUGCCUUAACCCUGUACCAAGAAGUCCACCGAAAAUUCCCGGAAAAUGUCGAAUGUUUGCGGUUUUUGGUGCGGUUAUGCAACGACAUGGGGAUGAGGGAGGCUCAGGAUUACAUUCUCGAGUUGAAAAAAAUCGAGAAGACGAAAGAAGUCAGAGAGAGGGUUAAUAGUAGUCGGCCCAGUUCCCGGAGAAGUAACAGUGGAUUAUCGUCGAGGGCCGGAUCCGGAUUUAGUCCAGUUCCCGAACACGGACCACUCACCUCCGCUAACCCGAAUUUAAGGAGUUCGCGGCUGAUUCGAGCACACAACAGUGCGGAAAGUACCGAUUCCGGAUUUGGACAAGCUUUAAUAGAUGCCAGUUAUUCGGAUCCUCUGGGCCCCCAGCCACUUCGGCCAAGGACAGGUGCUGGUAAACCAUUAGAUUUUGAUGAUUUUGCUAACGAUGAAUUAGGAGAUGAUUUAUUACCUGAGUAAUUAAUUAUUGUCUUAUACGUAUGGUAAAAUGUAGUAAAGGAGUGAAAAGAAAUUAUUUUUUCAAUUAUAAAUAGAUGUUUUAUAAAAAUUAAUAAGAAAACAGGUAUUUUGAUUUUAUAAAAAUAAUAUUGAUCACUUGUGAAGUAAUAAAGAUAACACAUCGUUUUUUUUUUGUUUUUUAAAUUGUCAAGUA
Molecule: messenger RNA, 2856 nt
Organism: Tribolium madens (black flour beetle)
Lineage: Eukaryota; Metazoa; Arthropoda; Insecta; Coleoptera; Tenebrionidae
Gene: nompB
Product: intraflagellar transport protein 88 homolog
Exons: 11
Coding region: 135-2663 (842 amino acids)
Biological process (GO): non-motile cilium assembly; intraciliary transport
Cellular component (GO): ciliary base; non-motile cilium; ciliary basal body
Molecular function (GO): kinesin binding
Source: RefSeq, a predicted model, not a curated record